UUGCAGUCUCCUGAAGGAACCGAAAUCGAAGUGAAAUUAGUGAAUUUCACAAAAGGCCUUUCUGUUGACGGAUGCAGUUAUGCAGGUGUAGAGAUCAAGACCAACAAGGACCAAACGCUCACUGGUUACAGAUUCUGCUCACCUGACGCGGCUGGAACAAUUCUUCGUUCUUACAUAAACCGUGUCCCAAUAAUGACAUAUAACAGGAUUGUCAAAACGACUACUGUCCUUGAAUAUCGACACGGUACUGCUUCAUUAUUUCAUGUCUCGGAAAAACUCAGACUAACCUGA
Molecule: messenger RNA, 291 nt
Organism: Cooperia oncophora
Lineage: Eukaryota; Metazoa; Nematoda; Chromadorea; Rhabditida; Trichostrongylidae
Source: the annotation of a GenBank genome assembly